AUGCCUCGAGGAGCAGGAAGCAGCGGCGGCAAGAAGCAAGCAAAGGCGAAGAAGGAUUUAAGUCAUGAAGAUGAAGCGUAUAAUGCAUUGUUUUCUGGAGAGUUUGGGGCAUUAGAGAUUGCGAAUUAUACUAGUGCAGACGGGAAGCAAGAUGAGACGGAACAUCUGCCGAAUGCCAUUGAUUUUGAGGAUGAAGAUGAAUUAGCAGAUGAGGAAUUGCCCGAAGAAGAGGAGCCUUCGAAUCGAAAUGGGGCCGGUAGCCAUGUAGUUGAAGGGUCAUUCCAGCGGAGUUUAUCAGGGGAAGACGAGUAUAUGACGCUGAUAGGGCAUGGAGACGUGAUACAGGACGAUGGUGAGCCAGUUUUCGAUGUUCAGGGCAAUAAUGCACUUUUCAUGGAGAGUACAUACCAGUCGUUUGGGCCUGAACAGCACCAGUUCAACGAAUAUGACGAGCAGCAUCGGAUUCAGAUGGAGGAGCAGCGGAGAAGAGAGGAGGAGGAGAAUGCAAAAGAAGAAGAAUUGUUGUUCCAGUCGUAUUUCCCGGAACUCAAGCCUGGACGUGUAUUGCGAAUGACAAAGAUUGCUCCUAAACCGCUAGCCCAUUAUCAGUGGCAACGAGAACUUUAUCUUCGUAAUAGGGUAUUAAAGCCACUGAUACCACUAAAAAUACAGUUUCAAGUGCAAAAGGAUACUAGGAAGCUUUUCAAGACGAGGACUAAAUCGUCGAAGCCAUGGCAGGGUUCGCUUACAGAGCUUACAGAGAGGCCGAGAAGGAACGUGGUCAAAGUAUCCCUUGACGAAAUAUAUCCAGAGGACUCAGUAGAUAGUAAAAGAGACUACCACGACGAAGUGAUACCGGAGGAUCUUUUGAUUGUGGCUGAUGAAUGGGAUUAUGAAAAAAUUGUAGACGACAGAGACACCGCAGAUGCUAAAGGUGACAACAGUAGUGAUGGCGACAAAAAGUCAGUUGUCACUGUAGAAAAUACUCUUGAAGAGACGGGCAAGGACUGGGAGUGGAAUGAAGAUGAUAUUAUAAAUGGUAAAAUGAUAACUAAAGAACCGCCUAUAGAUAUGAAUGAUGAACAGUUGCUCAUCUUACCUAACGAUAGCCAGGAUUCUGCCAUUGAGACAACUUCCAAGGUCUCGAAAAAACCAUUGAUACCAUACAACGAAAAAUCUCUUCUAGCCAAGUUCAAUAUAUCGAACGACGAGACAUACAAGAUUUUGAAGAAGAAUUACCAAACGAAAAUCAGAUCUACCAUCUCAAACUUAAACAUCGAACAUUCUCAACCUGCGACACGGUUACAAUCUCCAUUCUACAAAGUGUUUCUACCUAAAGAGCAACUAAGACACUUCCACAGAAAUCACUUUGGUAAACGUAUCAGACCGGGGACCAACAUCGUGUUCAGUAAGAUUAAAACCCGUAAGAGAAAGAAGGAUAGGGGUAAGGAUGUUCACGAGAUUUUCCAGCACUCUUCAGACUUAACGGUUGGUGAUAGUGCUCAAGUAUUCUUGAUGGAAUUCAGCGAGCAACAACCAAUUGCAUUAUCCAAAUUUGGUAUGGCAAACAAACUAAUCAACUACUAUAGGAAGACAGACGAGAAUGACACGUCAAGGCCGAAGUUACCAGUUGGUGAAACUCAUGUUCUUGGUGUACAGGAUAAAUCACCAUUCUGGAAUUUCGGGUUCGUGAGUCCCGGUAACAUUGUUCCAACGUUGUACAACAAUAUGAUUAGAGCGCCUGUAUUCAAGCAUGAGGUAUCAAAGACUGAUUUUCUCUUGGUGAAAAGUACCGGUAACGGAUCCGGAAACAGGUUCUAUCUACGUCAAAUCAAUCACCUGUUCACCGUGGGUCAAACGUUCCCUGUUGUUGAAGUCCCUGGUCCCAAUUCGAGAAAAGUCACUGCGAUGGGUAAGAACAGGUUACGUAUGGUAGUGUACCGUAUUCUAAACAAAUCUCCAGAACACAGGUUGCUUGUGAAGCAAGUUGCACGCCAUUUCCCAGAACAGAAUGACAUGCAAAAUAGACAAAGGCUUAAGGAAUUCAUGAAGUACCAGCGUGAGGGUGACGACCAGGGGUUCUGGAAGUUGAAGGAAGGUGAAGUGCUCUUGGAUAAUGAAAACGUGAAGAAGAUGAUCACGCCGGAGGACGUAUCACUUGUGGAGUCGAUGUACUACGGCCAGCAAUUCCAAGAGGAUAUUGAUUUCUACAACUUUGAAGAGAAGGCUAAAGAGCUAGAAGAGAAUUUAAUAUUCUGGAAUGCUACAAAGAACUUUUUAAACGCAACCCAAAUGAGAGCGAUGAUUCAAAUUCACGGUGCUGGUGACCCAACCGGGUGUGGCGAAGGUUUCUCGUUCUUGAAGACGUCUAUGAAGGGUGGGUUCGUGAAAUCGGGCUCCAAGGAUCAGCCGCACAUUGCUGGUGGCCAUAGUUAUAACGUUGCACAACAACAAAAGGCAUACGAGGAAGAAAUUAGCAGGACGUGGUACCACCAGGCGAAGUCGCUAAGCAUCCAGAACCCAUUCGAAGAGAUGGACGAUCCUGAUAUCGUGAACGAAAGCAACAAGAACGUCCCAUCCACAAGACCGGACGAAAAAGUGUUGCGCAUCGUCAGGAAGAAGAGAGACAGCAACGGUAUCAUCCAACGGCAAACGGUCAUAAUCCGGGACCCUAGAGUCAUACAGGGGUACCUACGAGCCUACGAAAAGAGACGCGAGGAAGCCGAGCGCAACUUGGGUCUCGAAGAACUAAUCAACGACAACAUAAACAUUGUCGGUGGUGAAAACGAGGAAGAAAGACAGUUGAAGCAAAAGAAACUCUUGGAGGAGCAAUUGGCGAAGCUUGAGAAGUCUAAGGAAAGAAGACAGGCGCGUAAAGCUGCUAGGGAAAAGACCAAGGACGGCAAGGUCACCAAGGCGAAGAACACCACUAGAAGAUGUGCCACCUGUGGUGCCAUUGGCCACAUCAGAACCAACAAGUCCUGUCCCAUGUACAACGGAGGGGUUGCAGCCAAUGCUGCUGCUGCCGCACAAAGCGGCAGCACUUCCUCUCUCGAGGCCUCAUCGACCACCCCAGGCCCAGGCCCAAGCUCCGGUCCAGGCUCCGGCCCAGACCCAGCAUCAUCAAUGCCAGCCUCGCUCCCAAUCAAAAACGAUCCAGAGUUGUAG
Molecule: messenger RNA, 3168 nt
Organism: Kluyveromyces marxianus DMKU3-1042
Lineage: Eukaryota; Fungi; Ascomycota; Saccharomycetes; Saccharomycetales; Saccharomycetaceae
Gene: TAF1
Product: histone acetyltransferase
Exons: 1
Coding region: 1-3168 (1055 amino acids)
Biological process (GO): RNA polymerase II preinitiation complex assembly; transcription by RNA polymerase II
Cellular component (GO): transcription factor TFIID complex
Molecular function (GO): RNA polymerase II general transcription initiation factor binding; RNA polymerase II general transcription initiation factor activity; TBP-class protein binding
Source: RefSeq, a predicted model, not a curated record